This is a messenger RNA of Taeniopygia guttata (zebra finch), 4147 nucleotides long. RefSeq names its product POU domain, class 5, transcription factor 3-like. NCBI's taxonomy places the organism in Eukaryota, Metazoa, Chordata, Aves, Passeriformes, Estrildidae. Gene Ontology annotation, molecular function: DNA-binding transcription factor activity, RNA polymerase II-specific; RNA polymerase II cis-regulatory region sequence-specific DNA binding. Gene Ontology annotation, biological process: regulation of transcription by RNA polymerase II. The record is from RefSeq and is a predicted model, not a curated record.
CAGCCCGGGAACAAUAAAUCAAAGGGAAAGGGAGUUACUGCGUAGCCAAGGAGCUUCUGAAACCCUGGGCCGCAGCAGGAGCCCGGGAGGAGCAUGGCUGAUGGCUGCCAUCGGGGUCCCGCAGAGAGAUUUCCUCUGCCCGCUGGCAGUGGGGCAGGCAGCAGCAUAGCAGACAGUGGGCAGGUCUGCCUGCAAAACACUGGGUACAGGAUCCUUAGUAGCACUGUCCAGGUAGUCCCUUGGCAGACUAAAUCCAGCCCCUGCUGCGGAAGAUGCUUCACCACUCUGGACAUGGAAGCCCCGAGGUUCAGAAGCCACAGGGCUCACUCAGGGCUGCUCAUGUCCCCGCAGGGUUUUUGAAUCCUUAGUUCAUUUUCCUGGGGCUGCCCUCCCUCCUGGAGCAGUUUGACACAGCCAGGAUGGGCAGCCUGGUACAUGUCCUGCCAGGCGUCAGGAACACUCAUUAAUUCCAGCUCAUCCACCAGGCCAUUUUUUCCCCUAAGAGGAAUAUCAUCACGAGGCUUAGCUGUUCCGCUUCCCCUGACAUGCAGCAGUGCCGUGUGCUGGGCCAGGGGCUGCUUCUGGCAUUGUGGAUACCGGUACCUAGAUGCCAGUCCCUGAAUGCCAGCUGUGGGUAUGAGUCUCUGUCUGCCAGCCCUUCGGUGCCUGUCCCAGGGCAUCGCUCCCUGGGUGCCAGUCCCUAGGUUCCAGCCGUCUCGGCAGCCAAAGCAAGUGCUUCAUAAACAUCAUCAAGCACCUUCCCCGAGUUCCCCCGCCCACAGCCCCAUUGCCAUCCCGCCGCGGGGGAGGCUGCUCCAGCCUAUCUCCUCGCCAUAUCUCCAGUGCGAGACGGCAGCAGCUCCCAGUAAUCCGGGUUAAUAAACAGGCAGCAGUGUCGGCAGCGGGAUCACUCCCUGCCUUGCUCCGGCUGGGAUCACGGGGUGCUGACGAAAGGAGCACUCUCGCCCUGCUCCUGCUGAGGUCAGAGGGUGCCCAUGCUGUUGGUACCUGCCUGUACACAGGAACUGGCAUCGGGCUGAGCCAAGCAGAGGCUGAUGUUAUGGCAGUGUCAGGAUCGGGAAGGUUCCCAGUGCUGAGCCAGGAGGAAAGGAAAGGGGAAAUGACUGGAGCCAGCCCAGGUAGCGCCAUUGUGAAGGGCAGUGUGAAGGGCAAGUCUUUUAAGAUAGAGAAAAUAUGGAGCGUGCUUCAUUGUGGAGCCGAUGGACACGAUAGUUGGGGCUGCAAUUCCUUUCCCGGCAGCACACUGAGCUCUGAGGUCCCAGGGACAGACACAGUCCUCCAAGCCACAACCCUUCUCUGUGGAGUAAGAGGAGAGGAACGGUGAGACUGUAAGGGGCCUUGGGAGUCUCAGAUCUGUCCAUGCUCCUCAAGGAGCUAAGAGGCUCAGUCAAGAAGACCGGGCAGUAAGAGGGGCAAGAGGUGAUGGUCAAGCCCUGGGCUACCCCUGCUACUGCACGAUGACACCGCCAUCGCGCGGCUUGUCCUCUGUACUGGGGACAAGUGGCUGCCACAGCUGGAUAUGCUGCCUCACACCAGCCCCUGGCUCCAGUUCAUGCCGCCAACAGCUCCCCAAAGCCAUCUCGUUUCUUGCCUAGACUCCGCAGAGGUGGGGGUUCCCAUGUGGGAAGACCCCGUGGCUGCUGCUGUCCCUAACACUGGCGCGGUGCUCCCCGAACAGCGUGGGGCCGGAGGGGUGCGAGGGACGUGGGUGUCCUCGAGUCCCCCGGCACUGCAGGGGUGCGAGCCCCGCGGCAAGAUCGGUGUCCUCCCUGUCCCAUCGGGGCUGCCCUGUCCGCCUCCCCGCCGGCACUGGGUGCGGCCCGGCGCAGCCCCCUCCCAUAGCACCUUCUCUCCGUGCCCCCCGCCCCCCUGGGGGAUCAAGUUCACGCCCGACCCACCGAUGCGGGGCCCAAUGGGGCCGGGCCCCAUCUCCAUCCGUCCCGGCCCGGCCCUGCCGCUCUCAGAGGCCCCAGCGGCGCCCCAGCAGGGAGGCAUUGGCCGGCAGCCCCCGCAUGGAGCCCUAGGGCAGCGGGCGGCGGGCAGCAUGUUCAGCCCGGACGGGGGGCUGCCGGCCGCCCCUUUCGGCCUUCUGACCGACGCCGGACCGCCCUUCCCUCGCGGCAGCUUCGACGGGGCGCCCGCUCAGCCGCUCUUCUUCCCCUUCGCCGCCACCGCCGAGCCCGAGCCCGCCCGGGACCCGCCGCCGGCCCGCGCCUGGCUGCCCCCGCCCGCCAAGGUGGAGGCGCGGCCGGGCCGACCCUGCAGCCAGCCCGAGCCCGAGCCCCGCACCGCCGCUUGCUGCGGCCCGGCCUGGCCGCCCCCGCCCUGGGCCGGCCCGUCGCCCUCCGGCCCCGCCGCCCUGCCCGGGCCGCCCUUCUCUGGCCCGGCUGCCCCUGCCUUCCCUGGCCCCCAGCUCUGCCCCGCCGCGCUGCAGCCGGGCUCCGGCGGCCCGUCGGGGCUGGGCAGCAGCGGCAGCUCCAGCGGCGCCGCCAGCGAGGGCGGACACUCCAGCGACAGCGGCGAGGAGGAUGCACCAACCUCAGGAGAGCUGGAGCAGUUCGCCAAGGACCUCAAGCACAAGCGCAUCAUGCUGGGCUUCACCCAGGCUGACGUGGGGCUGGCGCUGGGCACCCUCUACGGGAAGAUGUUCAGCCAGACAACCAUCUGCCGCUUCGAAGCGCUCCAGCUCAGUUUCAAGAACAUGUGCAAGCUAAAGCCACUGCUGCAGCGCUGGCUCAACGAGGCGGAGAACACAGACAACAUGCAAGAGAUGUGCAAUGCAGAACAAGUACUAGCCCAAGCGCGGAAGAGAAAACGCAGGACCAGCAUCGAGACCAAUGUGAAAGGGACACUGGAGAGCUUCUUCCGCAAGUGUGUGAAGCCCAGUCCCCAGGAGAUCUCCCAGAUCGCUGAGGACCUCAACCUGGAUAAAGAUGUAGUCCGGGUCUGGUUCUGCAACCGGCGUCAGAAAGGCAAACGGCUGCUGCUGCCCUACAGCAACGAGGCAGAGGGGAUGAUGUAUGACAUGAACCAGCCCCUGGUGCCCUCCACUCUGCCCAUCCCAGUGACGUCCCAGGGCUACAGCCUGGCACCCUCCCCUCCUGUCUACAUGCCGACCUUCCACAAAGCUGAGAUGUUCCCACAAGCGCUGCAGCCUGGGCUCUCCAUGAGUAACAGCGGCCACUGAACCAGGGGCUGUAGGCUCACUGCAGGUGGGCUGGUGCUCUGAGGCAGCCCCCCCUUGCCCUUGGCUCACACAGGCAUAGCCCUGCUUCUGCUCACUGGGCUGAUGUGUGCGGCUUUUGGGGUGCGAGGGGCUGAGAGCCUGACCCAGGGAUGGUGCCUGCUCUCUGCAGAUGCUCCCAGCCCUUCCCUGUUACGUGAGCUUAGUGGUCCCAGCAGCGUAGGCCCCCCUCUGACCUCUCCUGGGGGCAGCUCCUCCUGCCCCACUGCACCCUCUGAAGCCACAUGUGCCCAGGGCUCUUGAGUCCGUGCCUGGCCCCAGCCCAGCUGCUCUCCUGUGAGACUGGCUUGACCCAGUAUUUUUUAGAUUUUGGGGAAGGGUCGGGGGAGGUGGUGGUUUUAUUAUUUUUUAAAGGUUUUUGGUUGUAGUUUUUAAAAAGCAAAAAUUUUUGUAGUGAUCUAGUUUCCCAGGUGUCUCCUUCUGCCCUGUCAUGUAGAGAAUGGCUGGGGUGCCAUGCCCAGGGCCAAUGGCUCUGGUGGCUUUGCCCACCCUCCUGGGUGGCCAUGAUGAGCCGAGGGCUGGGGCAAGAGAAGAUGAGCCCCUCACCCUGUGGCACAAGAGAGCUUCACUGCUCUGUGGGGCAGCUGAUAAAGCUUGUUUGGGAUUUUGGGGGGUGGGGGGUCCUCCCCAGUGCUUUGUGCCCAGCAUCACCCCCCACCCACCCCCCUCGCCGCUCUCCAGCUGCUGUCUCCUGCCCCAGCCCAGCUGCCCAGAGAUCACCUUUCCCUGGAGGGCCCAGCCCAGGGGGCUUGCACCACCCUGUCCAUGCUGCUAGCACCCCAUGCCUUCCAGCCUGCUGUAGUUAAUGAUGAUUUUUUUUUUUUUUGUUCUUAAUCACAUUCCCUCUGGCAGUGAAAUAAACCUCAGAGUUCUUUGAGGCAA